Messenger RNA from Carica papaya (papaya), 1322 nucleotides. RefSeq names its product adenylyl-sulfate kinase 3-like. The record is from RefSeq and is a predicted model, not a curated record. Lineage: Eukaryota; Viridiplantae; Streptophyta; Magnoliopsida; Brassicales; Caricaceae. Gene Ontology annotation, molecular function: ATP binding; adenylylsulfate kinase activity. Gene Ontology annotation, biological process: sulfate assimilation.
UCAAUUACCCAUCUCCAUGUAUAUUUAUAUUAAUAUGCACAUUUAAUUUUCUAUUUAUCUUAUUAUAAUUUAUAAAUUAUGUAUAUUUCCCUCCCUCUUUUCUAAAAAAAAAAAAUAAAAUAAAACUCAGCUUCCCAGCAUUGUUUUUCCUCUGUUUUCUUCGUCUUCUUCGUUAAGGUUUCGAUGGAGGGGCUGGCUUUGGAAGGAGUCCGCACGUUGGCUUCUGGUAGGUCGUUGCUGUCGCUGAAACCACUAGGGACGGUGAGAUUAUCGGUGCUCAACCCGGUUAAUUUGGAUUACGGAGGUAAAAAUUUGGGGUUGACUGGGGUGAAUAAUUCCCUAUCUUUGCAACCCAUAAAGGCUGUGGAGAACUCUACUGCUUCCUUGCUGACUGACUGUACUGCUGUAAUCUCAGAAGUUCAGCAGAAGUCAACGAGCGGAAAGUCAACAAACAUUGUGUGGCAUAAAAGUUCAAUUGAUAAAUUUGACAGGCACGAACUACUUCAGCAGAAAGGUUGUGUCAUCUGGAUUACUGGUCUCAGUGGCUCAGGAAAGAGCACGUUGGCUUGUGCACUGAGCAGAGCACUGUACAGAAGUGGAAAGCUGACUUACAUUCUUGAUGGUGAUAAUGUGCGGCAUGGUCUCAACAGUGACCUAUGUUUUAAAGCAGAAGAUCGCACUGAAAAUAUUCGCAGGAUUGGUGAGGUGGCAAAGCUGUUUGCAGAUGCUGGAGUGAUUUGCAUUGCCAGUUUGAUAUCUCCUUACAGGAGAGACAGAGAUUCAUGUCGUGCUUUAUUGCCCCGAGGAGAUUUUAUUGAGGUUUUCAUGGAUGUGCCACUCCAAGUUUGCGAGGCAAGGGACCCGAAGGGCCUUUACAAACUUGCACGGGCUGGAAAGAUUAAAUGUUUUACUGGGAUUGAUGACCCCUACGAGCCACCAAUAAGUUGUGAGAUAGUAUUACGGCAGAAAGGAGAAAACUGCUGUUCGCCUAGUUACAUGGCUGAGACUGUUGUAUCUUACUUGGAGGACAAAGGGUACCUGGAGGCUUAAUUAUAGACACGCACAUUACAUAUUCCCUUGCUAGUAUCAAUAAAAGCCUGUCCAGAACUGUUCUUUUCCUUGUACAAGAGGAAAUUACUCGUAUUAAUUUCUUCGUUUCUUUCUUUCGUAAUAUACAUAUAUAUAUAUAUAUAUAUAUAUAUAGAGAGAGAGAGAGAGAGAGAGAGAGAGAGAGAACUCCUUGGUCCCUUUUCAUUUGUAGUAGUUCCUAAUAUGCUUUAAAAAUUGGAGUUUUAUCCCAGAAAUAUCCUUCCGGACAGAAA